GACUUAUGAGUUAUGAGUGAUGUCAAAUUAGUAAUCACAGAUCUGACUUCUGAGUCCAAUAAUUUAUUUUGAUUUGUGUUUUGGAGUUUACAUUGUCUCUGUAUAUUGAAUUCAGGCUAUUCAUACAGAAUUGUUAAAAGCGUUGAGAAUUUCACAAAUUUGACCAUGGAAAAAGACUUGGACAAAGUUGUUGAGGAAAUAAUGUCAACACCCAACGUCACUGGAUGUUUAUUUGCUGAUCAUAAAGGCUUGUGUUUAGCAGCUAAAGGUGCUGCUCAUGUAGAUUCCGCUGGAAUUCUCGUAGCUAUAUCCGAACAGGCUUGUAAGCUACAGCCCAAUCUGAAGCCACCCACUGUGUGCCUAGAAACUGACCAAAAAAUGUGUUUGAUCCAACGGCACGGUACUAUUACUGGAGGGAUUUUCAAAUUAAAGGCAUAGAAUAGCAAGUGACAAAUAUGCCGCCUUAUUCGGUCGCAUUUUGUUUGAAGAUGUGAUGAUUCAUUCAUUUAUGUCAGUACCCACAAUUUUGCCAAUGCCCUGUACUUGUAGAUGUAUUAAAAUUAACAACCAUUUGUCCAUAUCCACAGUGUUAUGAUUGAAAGGUGAAUAAAUGAACAUUAUGUAAAAAGAAGGAAGUUAACAGUUAUAUUUUUUAUGUAAAAUACUAUAACAUUAUAUUUCAUUAAAUCUCUCGUUGUAUCCAAUAUAAGAAUAUGAAGAAUUCACAAUUAUAGAUAUAGGUAUGUAAGUGUUCUGUAAUUAUUGUUUUAAUAAAUUACUUAUUUAUCAA
This is a messenger RNA of Zerene cesonia (dogface butterfly), 790 nucleotides long. RefSeq names its product ragulator complex protein LAMTOR5 (gene Lamtor5). The transcript has a single exon. Gene Ontology annotation, cellular component: Ragulator complex; lysosome; cytoplasm. Gene Ontology annotation, biological process: positive regulation of TORC1 signaling; cellular response to amino acid stimulus. The record is from RefSeq and is a predicted model, not a curated record. Gene Ontology annotation, molecular function: guanyl-nucleotide exchange factor activity. The coding region runs from base 166 to 438 and encodes 90 amino acids. Lineage: Eukaryota; Metazoa; Arthropoda; Insecta; Lepidoptera; Pieridae.